Brienomyrus brachyistius is the source of this 2543-nucleotide messenger RNA. RefSeq names its product nucleus accumbens associated 1, BEN and BTB (POZ) domain containing b (gene nacc1b). Gene Ontology annotation, molecular function: protein binding; DNA-binding transcription factor activity, RNA polymerase II-specific; RNA polymerase II cis-regulatory region sequence-specific DNA binding. The transcript is spliced from 6 exons. Lineage: Eukaryota; Metazoa; Chordata; Actinopteri; Osteoglossiformes; Mormyridae. Gene Ontology annotation, biological process: regulation of transcription by RNA polymerase II. The record is from RefSeq and is a predicted model, not a curated record. The coding region runs from base 405 to 2060 and encodes 551 amino acids.
GGCUCACCUGUGAGUCUAGACGCAUUGAAAUAGCCCCGCUAACCGGCUACGGCAAUGCGUUUGUCUGUAGCUUAUAAACACGGACAAAAAACACAGAGCGACGUCUGCCGCUGCUGCGUACACAUCGGCAAACCCUGCCGAGAGUCCCCGACUCCUGAGGUCCGUGCAGCGCGAAGGAGUCGCGCCUGUCUAGGCGAUCGGUGGCUCUGGGCUCGGCAGUCCCCCUCCUCUACCGCCCCAGGGAAAGUGUUUGCCCUCGAUAACUCUGCGCUCGGCGUCUCGCCUAUGCUCACAAUGAAUGGCUGCCUGUAGCGAGAGAGAGGGAGAGAAAGCGUCGGACUCCUCCAUUGAAACACUUUCCAGCGGCAUACAGCGAGGGGACCUGUGGUGCUGGACGUAGCACCAUGGCUCAGACGCUGCAGAUGGCCAUCCCCAACUUCGGCAACAACGUCCUGGAGUGCCUGAAUGAGCAGCGGCUGCAGGGGCUGUACUGUGACGUGUCGGUGGUGGUGAAGGGCCACGCCUUCAAGGCGCACCGCGCCGUACUGGCCGCCAGCAGCUCCUACUUCCGCGACCUCUUCAACGCAGGCAGCAAGAGCGCGGUGGUGGAGCUCCCGUCAGCCGUGCAGCCACAGAGCUUCGAGCAGAUCCUGUCCUUCUGCUACACGGGCCGGCUCAGCAUGAACGUGGGCGACCAGUUUCUGCUCAUGUACACAGCCGGCUUUCUACAGAUCCAGCAGAUCAUGGAGAAGGGCACCGAGUUCUUCCUGAAGGUCAGCUCUCCCUCCUGCGACUCCCAGGGCCUGCAGGCCGAGGAGGCGCCACCCUCGGAACCCCAGAGCCCGGUCACCCAGACCUCCGCAGGGGCCACAGCGGUGGCCCCAGGUGCCGCUGGAGGAGUCAACGGAGGUGUGGCCACCACGGCGGCCGGCCGCCCCGCCUCCUGCCUCACCCCUCUACCCUUGGUGUCCCGAGUGAAGAUGGAGCAACAAGACACCUCAUCCUACUCUGUGGUCUGCACACCGGUGGCCAAGCGCCUCUGGGAGGGGGGCAACCGGGAGGCGGGCGGAGUCUCUGGAGGAGGGGGCGGAAUGCGCAAGGCCGCCCGUUUGUCCCAGGAGGUGGGGCGGGGUGCAGUGGCUCCUCCCCCAGGCGGAGCUGGAUGCCCAAGCAACAGCAACAACAACAAUAACAACAGUGCCACCCCCGAGGGCACCAGCCCUGGCACUCUGAGCGCGUAUGCCAGUGACUCCCCGAACUCCUACCAUGACGACGAGGAGGAGGACGAGGCGGCGGAGGAUGGCACUGAGGAGCAGUACCGGCAGAUCUGCAACAUGUACACCAUGUACAGCAUGCUCAAUGUGGGGGCUGCAGCCGGGGACCGCGUGGACGCGCUGCCCGACCACCUGACCUCCGACACCAGGAACCGGAUGCGCGUGCGGCAGGAUCUCGCCUCCCUGCCGGCGGAGCUGAUCACCCAGAUCGGCAACCGCUGCCAUGCCAAGCUGUACGAGGAGGGCGACCCGGCCGAGAAGCUGGAGCUGGUCACAGGCACCAGCGUCUUCAUUACUCGGGCCCAGCUGAUGAACUGUCACGUAAGUGCCGGAACCAGACACAAAGUGCUCCUGAGGAGGCUGCUGGCCUCCUUCUUUGACCGGAACACUCUGGCCAACAGCUGUGGGACUGGAAUCCGCUCCUCCACCAACGACCCCAGCCGCAAGCCGCUGGAUAGCCGGGUGCUGCAUGCCGUCAAGUUCUACUGCCAGAACUUUGCCCCGAGCUUCAAGGAGAGCGAGAUGAACGCCAUCGCGGCCGACAUGUGCACCAACGCCCGGCGCGUCGUCCGCAAGAGCUGGAUCCCCAAGCUGAAGCUGCUGAUGGCCGAGGGCGACGCUUACUCAGGCUUCCUGCCCGAAGCCGUUAAGAUGGAGGCUGACGGGCUGGGCACCGAGCACGCCUUCGAGACGGCCGGUCUGGAUGCGGGGGCCCCGGGUGACGGGGGCGCCUCCGAGGGCUUGCCAGGGGUGGGGGGCGACGGUGGGGCGAGCACUUUAUUUUAGUAAGUGACCCCAGUUCCCAUCCACUACCCCCACCUCAAACCACGUCCUUGCUCCAAAGUCCAUUUUAUUUCCCGACACUGGGUUUUGCUGCCCCCUGGGGGGGGGCGGAGGAGGGUAGAUGUGGGGUGGAGUCUCACGGCAAGGGAUGGGGAUGGGGGGGAGGGAUGGAGAGGGUGUUUCUGAGGGAACGAGAGAAUAAGCCCCCCGUUUAACUGUUAGAGUGGUUAAUUACGCCCCCCCCCACCACCCCCUUCAGACAGCAGUCCCGUAUCAUUGCCUCACCCCCACGUUAAGAGAACAUUCCCCGGGGGGGGGGGGGGCACAGCGGGGCGUAAGGGAGCCUAGCCAACCUGCUAAAACUGUCCCAAAUUUGAAUGUACUUAUCAGAAAUUUGGAUGGUACCGAUCCGACCCCCCCGUGACACAGGUGGAUUAAUGUCUUGCCAAAUCAGAAGAGGCUCCCACAUGGAAUCUCCCCCCCCCU